Molecule: messenger RNA, 948 nt
Organism: Elephantulus edwardii (Cape elephant shrew)
Lineage: Eukaryota; Metazoa; Chordata; Mammalia; Macroscelidea; Macroscelididae
Product: olfactory receptor 8J2-like
Exons: 1
Coding region: 1-948 (315 amino acids)
Biological process (GO): G protein-coupled receptor signaling pathway; sensory perception of smell
Cellular component (GO): membrane
Molecular function (GO): olfactory receptor activity; G protein-coupled receptor activity; odorant binding
Source: RefSeq, a predicted model, not a curated record
AUGGCUGCAGAGAAUUUCACUCAAGUGAUGGAGUUCGUCCUCAUGGGAGUCUCAGACCGGCCAGAGCUCCAGGUCCCCCUCUUCUUCGUCUUCCUGCUGAUCUACGGACUGACCGUGGCAGGGAACCUGGGCAUCAUCACCCUCACCAGCGUGGACGCUCGUCUUCAGACACCCAUGUACUUUUUCCUGAGACACUUGGCAAUCAUCAAUCUCGGUAAUUCUACUGUCAUUGCCCCCAAAAUGCUGGUCAACUUCUUGGUUAAGAAGAAAACCAUCUCUUACUACUGCUGUGCAGCUCAACUCGGUGGCUUCUUAGUUUUCAUCGUGGCUGAGAUUUUCAUGCUGGCAGCAAUGGCCUACGACCGCUACGUGGCCAUCUGCAACCCUCUGCUCUACAUGGUUGUGGUGUCUCGACAGAUCUGCCUUCUGCUCGUAUCCCUCACCUACCUGUACAGUCUGACCACAGCACUGACUGUCUCCUCCUGUGUCUUUUCCAUGUCAUACUGUUCUUCCAAUGUAAUCAAUCACUUUUACUGCGAUAACGUCCCUUUGUUAGCCCUGUCCUGUUCUGAUACCUACAUUCCAGAAACAGCCGUCUUUACAUUUUCAGGGACCAAUUUAUUUUUUUCCAUGAUCAUUGUGUUGGUAUCCUACUUCAAUAUCGUCUUAGCCAUUUUGAGGAUACAGUCCUCAGAAGGAAGACAAAAAGCUUUUUCUACCUGUGCCUCUCACAUGAUAGCUGUCACUGUGUUCUACGGGACUCUCUUAUUCAUGUAUUUGCAACCAAGGACCAACCACUCAUUAGACACUGAUAAGAUGGCCUCUGUCUUUUAUACCCUAGUGAUCCCAAUGCUGAAUCCUCUCAUUUAUAGUCUAAGGAACAAGGAGGUAAAAGAUGCACUGAAAAGAUUAUGGAAGAACCCAUGCCAAUCGCUCAAAGUGCUAUAA